AUGAUUUUUCCACUACUAUCACAAAAAUAUUCAGAAAAUUAUAAAAUUAAGUCUCGCGUGUAUGCAAAAGUACCUGGUCUCACUCUAGUACUAUACCAUGCUUAUCCUACGUUAUAUGAACUCAAUUUCGAAGCCAUUUGUCGGUGUCAUGCGAGCGGCAGUGCUUUCGAGCUAGAAUUUCUCUAUAAUAGUCACACACUCGGAGAAAACACGUUUUACAGAAAUGAUGGUUCAGCAUUCGGCUCUGAACGAAAUUGGUGGUUUAAUCAAUUGGCAAGUAGUCAUCAUUUUGUAUGUUCGCGAUCAGAAACAGUAUACCUAGCUGCAGGCACUUAUGUACUUGAUGUUGGCGCGCGACUCAACUCCUAUAGCCAAAUCGAAGUUUUCAAUGGACAAUUGACAGUUAAAUUGACUCAAUAUGAUUCAAGUCAAACAACUUUGGGCAAUUUACCGAUGCUUCGUGUUCCGCAAUGA
Messenger RNA from Rotaria socialis, 474 nucleotides. NCBI's taxonomy places the organism in Eukaryota, Metazoa, Rotifera, Eurotatoria, Philodinida, Philodinidae. The record is from the annotation of a GenBank genome assembly.